AUGGAUGAAAGAUACACUGUCAAGUUAGGAGAAAAUACCCUUUCCCAGCCAGGGUGUCAUCACCUGUGUAAGAAGGAAAUUGAGGAGAAAAAGUGCUGUCCAGGAUUCUGGGGUACAGAGUGCUAUGAGUGUCCGGGUGGCUCUCAAAAUCCCUGCAAUGGCCACGGAACAUGCUUGGAUGGUAUGCAACAAAAUGGGACCUGCAUCUGCAAGGAGCAAUACAGUGGUUUUGCCUGCCAGAAUUGUCGAGAUGAAAAUCGUUUUGGCCCAGACUGUCAGUCAGUGUGUGACUGUGUGCAUGGAGAGUGCAACAGCGGCGUCACUGGGAAUGGAAGCUGUAUGUGCUAUGAAGGCUACACUGGCCCCAGAUGUGACCAAGAGCUUCCUCUUUGCAAAGGUGUGACAUGCGAGGCCAACAGUGAAUGUGUGGUAAGGGAUGGGACAGCGAUGUGUGACUGCAAGCUGGGCUACAGAAAAACUGGGAGCACUUGCCAAGCUCAGGAUCCUUGUGCUGCUUCUCCAUGCUCCCCUUUUGCUGUAUGUAAUGUUCUUGGACCACGAAAGUAUAAGUGCACCUGCAAAGAAGGAUAUCAAGGAGAUGGGAAAAUUUGCCAGCCCAUAAACCCUUGUGUUGACAGCAAUGGGGGCUGCCCAGAAAACUCUACGAUUUGUGUUUACAGACGUCCAGGGGAGGCGACCUGUAUUUGCAAGCCUGGGAUGAGUAGGACAACUCCUUCGUCCGAGUGUUCUGUCUUUGCCAACGAUUGCCGGCAGUAUUUUUGCGACAUGACUGCCACAUGUGAAAUUAAUUCCCAGGGGAAUCCUAGCUGUGUGUGUAAAGAAGGAGAGAUUGGAGAUGGGAGAAGUUGCUAUAAAGAUCUCUUGAGUGAGAUAAAUCAGCAUAAUUCACGAGGAAGACUUGCUAGGAAAUUAAAUGUUGCCAAGAGAAUGUUUGCUUCUGGUUGCUCAACAUUGCUGACUAAAUACGGGCCCUUCACAGUCUUUGUACCAUCCCUUCUUCCGGCUCAUGAAAGAAUGGAGUUUAACGAUACGACUGCUGAGCGUUUGUGCAGAAUGCACAUUGUUCCUGGUGUGCAUUUGAUAGAAGACAUGAUAAAAGCCAAGACUCUGUGGACCUUGUCAGGACAUCAGCUGACAUUCAGUAGCCAGACAUACGUCAAAUGGUUUCGAUAUCAAGACCUGCCGGGGGAACUGUACAAUGUUUUGCAAUCGAACCUACCAGCAGCUAAUGGCAUCAUACAUAUCGUUAACUCCCUGAGGAAGAAAACCAGUAUUGACAACCUCAGAAACUCACAGAAAACCAUUGGUGAGAUCAUUGCUUCAAUGGAGAUCUUCAGCAGAUUUGAAACUAUACUGGAGAACUGCGGCCUGCCGGCUAUACUGGAUGGACCAGGCCCCUUUACUGUGUUUGUACCCAGCAAUGAUGGUGUGGAUAAGUUGAGAGAUGGAAGACUCAUUUAUCUUUUUACAGAGGGCAUAAAUAAGCUUCAGGAACUUGUGAAACAUCAUAUCUACACUUCAGCAGCGGUGACUGUAGAGAAACUAAUAAUGAUGCCACACAUUGUUACUAUGGCUAACCAGAUACUUACCGUCAACAUCAGUGCAGAUGGAAGAAUUCUGAUGGAUGAAUCAGGGAUCCCCUUAAACAAGAGAGACAUUGUGGCAUCGAAUGGUAUUAUUCAUAGCUUGGAUGGCAUCUUCAUCCCUCCUUCAAUAAUUCCAAUUUUGCCUCAUAGAUGCAAUGAAGAGCAACAUAAAAUUGUGGCGGGCUCUUGUGUGGAUUGUGAGGCCCUCAACAGCAGUGUUUGCCCACCUGGCAGCAGAGAAAUGGAACCAACGCUUUUCCCAAAGGAAUGUGUCUACAUCCAUGAUCCCCAAGGCCUGAAUGUCCUGAAGAAGGGAUGUGCCAGAUACUGCAAUCAGACUGUAACGAAACCUGGAUGCUGCAAAGGAUUCUUUGGUCCAGACUGCAUGCCAUGCCCAGGGGGAUUUUCCAGUCCAUGCUAUGGCCGGGGAAAUUGCAGCGAUGGCAUACAAGGGAAUGGCAACUGUCACUGCUUUGAAGGUUUCAAAGGAAUAGCCUGCCACAUCUGUUCAAACCCAAACAAACACGGCGAGAACUGUGACGAAGAUUGUGGUUGUGUCCACGGUGUCUGUGACAACAGGCCUGGCAGCGGUGGUGUGUGUCAGUCCUGGUCCUGUAAGGAAGGCUAUACGGGGAAAUUCUGUGACAAGACAUCCAAGAACUGUGGCCCAAGCGGGCUGUCCCAGUACUGCCACCAGAACGCUGUCUGCAGCCUCAAUGACACAGCAAGGUGCAUCUGCAUGGAUGGAUACGAAGGUGAUGGGUUUUCCUGCCAGCCCAUUGACCUGUGCAGUCAGCCAGAACGAGGAGGAUGUUCACAGAAUGCCCUGUGCACCAGUACAGGCCCUGGCACUGCCACCUGCCAGUGCAACACAGGCUGGACUGGGGACGGGAAGGUCUGCGUGGCUAUAGACAACUGCAUGCUGGAGAGCAGGGGGAACUGUCACAUCAACGCCGACUGCAUUUAUAUUGGCCCCGGCCAGAGCCAGUGUGUCUGCAAGAGGGGUUAUGCUGGUGAUGGCCACAACUGUGAUGCCAUCAACCCAUGCCUCAUGGACAACGGUGGCUGCCAUGAUUUGGCUAUGUGUGUACCCCUUGGUGGAGGAGAGAGAUCCUGUACAUGUCCCGAAGGCUAUAUGGGGGAUGGCAUGACAUGCUAUGGGGAUGUUCUAAAAGAGCUGGCCAGUAAUUCCCACUUCACAGGCUUCUACGACUGGGUUAAGAAGUCUCUCUUCAGCAUCCCAGCAGGAACCAAUGUCACUGUCCUGGUGCCAUCGGAUGCAGCUAUCAAAAACUUGAGCAAGACUGAGAAAGAUUUCUGGUUGACUCCCUACAUGCUGCCAUUUUUAGUCAGAGCCCACUUUCUUGAAGGUGUCUUCACUGGUGAAAAGCUCAAAAAGUACAACAAGCCAGAAUUACUCACCCUCAACCCACAGACCAGAUGGCAGAUAAACACCAGUAGCGGUGUGUUAAGCAUUGAGAAUGCGAGUAUAGUUGUCAGCGACAUCCCUGCCAGCAACGGCAUUAUUCAUGUCCUCAGUAAGGUUUUAUUGCCGCCUUCAGAAGAUAUCCCACCAAGUCCUCCGGGUCUGCAGAAACAGCUUGAGACCGUUGCCUCAUUCAGCAUAUUCAAGGAGCUGCUGCAGCAAUACCAGCUCAUUGGAAAAAUUGAAUCCUCUGAAAAAUACACCGUUUUUGUUCCUGGAAAUAAUUCCAUUGAGGAGUACUGCCACACUGCCAACGUGACACAAUUGGACAAUGAGACAGUGCAGUACCAUGUUGUACUGGGAGAGAAGCUCUUGCCUGUGGACUUGAGAAGUGGAAUUCAUAAGAACAGUAUGUUAGGGCUCUCCUACUGGCUAAUGUUUUAUCAAAACAGCACCCAGAAGUUCAUCAAUAAUAUUCCUUUGGAUGGACAAUUUCAUGAAACAAGGAAUGGCAUGCUGAUCGGGGUUUCACAGGUCCUCCAGAUACAGAAGAAUCGUUGCACUGCCAAUACCACCACCAUACAAAAGUCAAGAUGCGGCAAGUGUGAGAAGGGGAUCAAGUGUCCUCCUGGAUCAGUUCUUGUGGAAUUGCCAGGAAGUAAGAAUCUCGCUCGCUGUGAGUUACGCUCUGGGGAUACAGGAAUACUUGGCUGCCAUUUCACCUGUGCAAAAGUUUCUCUGAGGUCUGUCUGCUGCCCCGGCUACUACGGACACAUGUGCGAGAUGUGCCCGGGGAAACCAGGCCAGUGGUGCUCUGGGAACGGGGAAUGCCAGGACGGCAUCGAGGGCAGUGGAGAGUGCCGGUGCCUGGAGGGCUUCCAUGGCACUGCCUGUGAAAUGUGUGAAGUGGGCCGAUAUGGAGCUGACUGCAAAUCAGAAUGUGCUUGUGACAACGGCGUAUGUAACGAUGGACUGCAAGGGGAUGGGAGCUGCGAGUGUUUCCCAGGGUGGAAGGGCCCUACCUGCCGAGAAAGAAUUAAGAUUGACCUAUGCAAUAACACUUGUCAUCAAAUGGCCAACUGCCUCAAUACUUCUGCAGAUUCCUCACCUACGUGCUUCUGCUCUGCUGGAUACACAGGGAAUGGGACCCAUUGUACAGAAAUAGAUCCAUGUGCUAUUGAUCAUGGUGGCUGCUCCGUACAUGCUGUGUGUACUAAAGUGUCCCCAGGAGAGAGAACCUGUGUUUGUAAAGAAGGCUACGCUGGAGAUGGAAUGCUCUGCAUGGAAAUUGAUCUCUGUCUCGAAAGCAACGGGGGCUGCCACACAAGUGCAGAGUGCGUUAAAACAGGCCCAAGAAAGGUUGCCUGCAACUGUCUUCCUGGUUACAGUGGGGAUGGUGUGAGCCAGUGCAGCCCUAUCAACUUGUGUAAACAGAAUAACGGAGGCUGUAGCCCGUUUGGGCUCUGCAAGUACACAGGCCCUGGCACUCGAAACUGCUCCUGCGCUUGGCACAGUGUCGGAGAUGGCUUCACCUGCCGCGGCAAAGUGCAUCAGGCGGAAAACAUCAAGGAGCUCAGCGGGGCAGGGCCUUUCACUGUCUUUGUUCCACGGACAGAUUUCAUAGCAAACACCACAACGUUUGAGGAGUGGAGGAGCAGAGGUCUCCUCCGGGACCUACUUCGCUACCACAUGGUGGGUUGCCAGAAGUUGCUCUCCACUGACCUGGAAACCCAGAUGUCCCUUACAUCUUUAUCUGGCCACAAAAUAAAGAUCACAGUGAAAGAGAAUAGCAUCUAUCUCAAUGAGGAAGCCGAAAUGGUUGCGAGUGACAUCAUCGGCGUGAAUGGGGUCAUUCAUUUCAUCAACAAGAUCCUCAUUCCCAGUGACCUGGUGGGCCGUAACGUUUCCUCAAAGAUCUCGCAGCAAAAUAUCACGGAAGUGGCAGAGGCCUUUGGGUACACCAUUUAUAGCAAACUGCUGCAGGAUGCCGAGCUCCUUCCACUGAUUAGUGAGCCCCUGCAUAGACCCUUCACCAUGCUGUGGCCCACAGAUGCUGCCUUUAAUGCCCUCUCGGAGGAAAGGCAGAAGUGGCUGUACCGCAGAGAGCAUCGGGACGUGCUGGCCUCCUACCUCAAAGCACACAUGAUCAGGGACACCAAGAUUGUUGCUGGUAAUGUGCCCCAAGUCAAAUCCAUACGGACCAUGCACGGCUCCGCCGUUUCGUUCAGCUGCAGCAAAAGCCAUGUGGGGGAGCUUCUUGUGGGCAACGGCGAUGCUGCCAUCAUCCAGAGGCACAUGGAGUUCAAUGGGGGCAUUGCUCAUGGCAUCGAUCGGCUGUUGGAGCCACCAGAUCUGGGAUCUCGGUGUGAUUCAUUCGUCCUUGUUGAGCUGCAGGGAUCUACAGAGAGCUGCGGACUUUGUGGCUUCGAGCCACCCUGCCCUACUGGCUCCGUUCAACGGGGGGACACCAGGCGCUGCUACUAUUAUGGAAGCCAGCUGUUGAGAAACACUUUCCUGUUUCACCGCAACUCCCUGGGGCCUCUGAAGCGAGGCUGCAAGAGGAGCUGUGUAUCCUCCCAGUGGGUCCCUCAGUGCUGUGCAAACCACUAUGGCCGUGACUGUCAGGCGUGCCCCGGAGGGCUGGAGGCACCGUGUGGUAACCGUGGGACCUGCGACGACAAAAUCGGUGGCUCAGGGAGAUGCAACUGCAGCCAGGCUUUCAUCGGGACCAGCUGCGAGCUGUGUGCACCGGGCAGAUACGGGCCGGAUUGCCGAGAGUGUAACUGUACUGAGAAUGGCGUGUGCAAUGGAGGACUACACGGCGAUGGCUUCUGCUUCUGUGCCGAGGGCUGGACUGGAGACCGCUGUGAAAUCCGACUAGUCAUGACACCCACCUGCUCUCCACCGUGCCACCCCCAGGCCAUCUGCCGUUCCGGCAACCUCUGCGAAUGCAACCUGCAUUAUGAAGGAGAUGGGAGAAUGUGCUCAGUGAUCGACAUGUGCAGCCAGGACAAUGGGGGGUGCGCCAGGCAUGCGCAGUGCACACAGGUUGGCGUGAACGUCUCCUGUGCCUGUGUUCCCGGGUACGGAGGCGACGGCUACGUCUGCGACCCCAUAGACAGGUGUGCGGAUGGCAGGAACGGGGACUGCAGCCAGCACGCCAACUGCAUCAGCACCGGGCCGAACGAGCGGCACUGCGAGUGCAAGCGGGGCUACGUCGGUGACGGGAUCCAGUGCCUGGAAGAGGUUGUGCCCCCCACAGACCGGUGCCUGGAAGACAAUGGGCAGUGCCAUCGUGAGGCCAUUUGCACUGACCUGCACUUUCAUGAUAAGACUAUGGGCGUGUUUCAUCUGCAGUCACCCCAAAAAAAAUACGACUUCACUUAUGAGCAGGCUCAGCAGGCCUGUGCUGCAGAAGGUGCUUCCCUGGCCACUUUCCGUCAGCUUUCAGCAGCGCAGCAGAUGGGAUUCCAUCUGUGCUUGGUGGGUUGGCUGGACAAUGGCACAGCCGGAUACCCCACGGCCUACCCCAACCCCAGCUGUGGGGGUAACCGAGUGGGCAUUACCUGGGAUGCAUUCUGCUACCGGGAGAAGGAUCUGACGUGCACCUGCCGUGAUGGGUUCGUGGGAGAUGGGUACUGGUGCAGCGGCAAACUCCCCGAUGUGCUUGCAGACCACGAUCGCUUCUCCACCUUCUAUUCUAUGUUGCUCGAUUUUGCCAAUGACACAGAAGAAGGACUGGAUUUUUUCAUCUAUUUGUCUGAUGACUCCACUCCCAAAACUCUGUUUGUCCCUCUGAAUUCGGGCUUCACAGACAAUGAGACACUGACAGGAGAAGAACUGAAGCUCCAUGUGUCAUCCAGCAACGUCGUCCUUUUCAGCUUCAACCUCACAACGGGCACUGUCAUCCCGUCCCAGUCAGGAUAUGACCUUCAUGUAUCAGACCUCCCAGUGGGCAACAGUUCAGAGCGCUCA
Molecule: messenger RNA, 7008 nt
Organism: Apaloderma vittatum (bar-tailed trogon)
Lineage: Eukaryota; Metazoa; Chordata; Aves; Trogoniformes; Trogonidae
Gene: STAB1
Product: stabilin 1
Exons: 65
Biological process (GO): cell adhesion
Molecular function (GO): calcium ion binding; hyaluronic acid binding
Source: RefSeq, a predicted model, not a curated record